AUGGCAACCACUGGCUCAACCAUGAUGAACUCCAUCAACAUCAUUCCUAUUCCCAAAGCCAGAAGCCUUAAUUGGCCACGAACUUCUGCCUUGAGCUUGCUGGGACAGAAUGAGAUUGCUAAAUAUGACCAGAAAAAAAUUCUGUACUUACAUAUUCAACACUACCGCGGAUCGCAGGAUUGGAACAAGCUCAAUGUAUCCGAUUAUAUUCCUCUUCCUAAUACGCACAAAUUCACGACUAGCAUGAGCCUUCAAAAUGCCGCGCAACGUUGCCGAAAGGCAAUGAUUCAGUUGAUCGGCAUUCAUAAUGAGCGUGCUGUAGCACACAACAGAGAAAUUCAAGCCCAAAAACAGAAUGAAGACAAGGAAGAGGAUCCGGAAAGGGCAGAAUGGACACGUACUAUUGUCGCUGUCAAAGCGAAGAAUACAAGAGAUGCCGAGGAGUCAUGGCAAUCGCGAGCAGGAAAUAGAAUGAGCUUGUGGAAGAGAAGAUAA
Messenger RNA from Botrytis byssoidea, 495 nucleotides. RefSeq lists its product as uncharacterized. The transcript is spliced from 5 exons. The record is from RefSeq and is a predicted model, not a curated record. Bases 1 to 495 code for a protein of 164 amino acids. Lineage: Eukaryota; Fungi; Ascomycota; Leotiomycetes; Helotiales; Sclerotiniaceae.